This is a messenger RNA of Rhipicephalus microplus (southern cattle tick), 1135 nucleotides long. Its product is annotated as acidic mammalian chitinase-like. Gene Ontology annotation, biological process: carbohydrate metabolic process; chitin catabolic process. The record is from RefSeq and is a predicted model, not a curated record. Lineage: Eukaryota; Metazoa; Arthropoda; Arachnida; Ixodida; Ixodidae. Gene Ontology annotation, cellular component: extracellular region. Gene Ontology annotation, molecular function: chitinase activity; chitin binding.
UGGAUAGAUCAGCAAUACCACGAGAUACAUUGCCCAUAGACAAGGUGGAUACGGAUCUCUGCACUCACGUUAUCAUGGGAUUCGCUACAGUGAGAAGAAACUCCACUAUGGACCUCCAUCCCAUAGGUGGCCACGAGGCUCUCAAAUCAUUCGUAGCUCUCCGGGAGCGCAAGCCCACACUGAAGUUAAUGAUUUCAAUAAAGUGUGAUGCUGUCAACAUCAAAGAAAUGCUGUGGAGUGUUUCCAGCAGACAAAGAUUCAUUAGGUCUGUUGCAUUGAUCUUGAGAGCGGCAAACCUAAGCGGGGUGGACUUGAAUUUGAAGUUACCAAACAUCCUUUAUGCCUUCAAGUAUGUCAAGUUGCUGAAGGAAUUCAAUAUGGAGCUAAAGAAUGACUCCAAGCAGCCUCUUCUGCUCUCAGUUGCUUUGCCAGCCAAAGCUUGGCUCCUAGGGGAAAUAUAUCGUGUCCAACCUAUCAAGCGGUGGGCCGAUUUCGUGAACCUUAUGACGUAUGAAUUCAACACAUAUCACUGGCUGAAGCCCUGGGUGAAUCACAAUAGUCCACUAUUUUCUAGGUCUCCCGCACUUCCGUAUUUUCGCAGGCUAAACGUGGCAUUCAGCGCACAACUUUGGGUAAAAAUGGGUAUGCCGAAGUCCAAGAUCAUGGUGGGUAUCCCGACUUUCGGUCUUUCAUGGGUGCUUCGUGACUCCCAUUCCUGGCACAUUGGGUCUCGCGCCACAGGACGAGACCCUCACAACGAUGGUUACGUCAGUUUCGCGGAUGUGUGCUUAUUACUGAAAAACGGCUCACACGAUGAGUAUGACGCCAAAGCCAUGGUACCAUAUAUGCACAAAGAGAAGCUGUGGAUUAGCUAUGAUGACAAGCGCAGCGUGGCUUUGAAGACGGAAUGGAUCUUCCUCAACGGAUACGGAGGUACGAUGACGUACAACUUGAACUUCGAUGACUGGUCAGGAAAAUGUACGAACGAAACGUUUCCACUCCAAAAGACCAUAUAUCGCCACGGAUACCUCAGACGUCAAUAUAUCAGCAAAGCUGAAAAGUAAAGGCUUUUUUUUUUUUAGAGUGCCGACCUCUGACGUAAAAUAGUGCCAAUCUCUGAAGCAUAGCCUUCAAA